Molecule: messenger RNA, 1827 nt
Organism: Aspergillus mulundensis
Lineage: Eukaryota; Fungi; Ascomycota; Eurotiomycetes; Eurotiales; Aspergillaceae
Product: trichothecene efflux pump
Exons: 3
Coding region: 1-1827 (608 amino acids)
Biological process (GO): transmembrane transport
Cellular component (GO): membrane
Molecular function (GO): transmembrane transporter activity
Source: RefSeq, a predicted model, not a curated record
AUGUCUUCAACCAAAACUGCUGACUCCAAUGCCCCGAAAGAGGUGGUCCAUGCCGAUGGCACCGUCACCUACGUCGACGUCCAGGCCAUCGGGGGCGAUGUGGAAGACAUGCCCAAGGGCUACUUCCGGAGCCUGCCCUUCUUGGGCACAGUGCUGGCCCAAUGCCUCGGAUCGAUCGUAGCCUACCUGGGCUGGGUGAUGCCAGCAAACACCCUGAGCCUGAUCAACGCCGAGCUGGGCAAUUCCCCCAAUAUCAACUGGGUAGCCACCGUAUGGACGCUCUCAAGCUGCAUUGGGUUCCUCCUCAUCGGCCGUCUCUCCGACAUCUUUGGUAGGAAGUGGAUCGUGCAGGGCUCAAUGAUCCUCUCUAUCAUCGGGUGCAUCGUCGGAGCGCGAGCCACAUACGUCGAGAUGCUGAUUGCCGCGAAUGUCUUCAAUGGGGUCUCGGCUGCAGGCCAGCUCUCGUUUGGAAUCAUCCUGGGCGAGCUCGUGCCCAACAAAUACCGCGGCGUGAUCGUGACGAUCGUCUUCCUGUCCUCGCUACCUUUUGCUGUCUUCGGGCCUGUUCUUGCUCGACUGCUGAUCCAGAAUACAAGCCAGGGCUGGCGGUGGAGUUACUAUAUCGGACUGAUCCUCGCUGUCAUCGCCACCAUCCUAUAUCACUUCCUCUACCAUCCACCGAAGUACGCACAGCUCAAUGUCGACGGCAAGACGAAGUGGGAGAUGUUCAAGGAACUCGACUUCCUAGGUAUCUUCCUCUUCAUUGCGGGCUGCGUGCUGUUCCUCAUCGGGCUGUCCUGGGGAGGGACCAGUUACCCCUGGGUCAGCGCACCGACCCUCUGCACUCUGCUCAUCGGCAUCACUACCAUAGCAGCCUUUGUUUUCUACGAGGGCUUCGUAUGCAAAACCCGACCGUUCAUGCCUCCGCGGCUAUUCAAGAACGUCGGGUUCGUUGCAAUCGUCGCCGACGCAGCCGUGGGCGCAAUGGUCUACUACUCCUUCACUGUGCUAUGGCCACAGAUCAUCUCCUCAAUCUACACGACCGAUUCCAUCCAGAUCGGUCUGCAGAGUUCCGUGGUCGGCGGUGGAAUUCUCCUCGGCCAGGUACUGGGCGGAAUGGCGCUGGGCUUCGUCCCCGGAGUCAAAUACCAGUGCAUCAUUGCAUCUUGUCUCUCGAUGGCCUUUAUCACCCCACUUUGCGCUCUGGGCCCGGAUACCUGGUCGAUGACGAUCGCGCUGGGCACGCUGGGUUGUAUCGGUAUGUCGAGUCCCCCUCCGGAUCUGCACGCUCUGACCAAAGCUUCUACAACAGCCGUCGGCUACGUCGACAACAUCACCUUCCCCGGCGUGACCCUCGUCGUCGAGGCACAGGACAUCGGCCUUGCAACGGGCGUUCUGGGUUCGCUCCGCGCUCUCGGGGGAGCGGUUGCACAGGCCGUGUACGUGUCUGUGCUGGAUAACGAGGUGAAGAAGAAUAUCCCGAAAUAUGUGGGUGCGGCAGCCACCGCAGCUGGUCUGCCUGAGUCUUCUCUGUCCGCGCUCCUUGAGGCUGUGUCCGCUGGGUCAAUCCCUGACGGGGUGCCGGGUGCCACAGACAGCGUUGUUGCGGCCUCAAUGGCGGCUCGUAAGAUCGCGUAUUCGGAGAGCUUCCGCGUUGUCUUCCUUUGCACGAUACCAUUUAGCGUUAUUUUGAUUGUCGCUAGUUGCUUUGUGCCGAGCAUGAGGGAUUUGGUCCAUUAUAAUGUGGCGAGACGUCUUCAGGGACAGGAGAAGGGGGAUGUUGUCUCGGAGAGCAAGGCGGACGUUGAGAUGAUUGAGCAUGUCUAA